Molecule: messenger RNA, 524 nt
Organism: Dimorphilus gyrociliatus
Lineage: Eukaryota; Metazoa; Annelida; Polychaeta; Dinophilidae
Source: the annotation of a GenBank genome assembly
AGUUCAAAUUUUUCAUUGGUUUUGAACAGUCUUGAAUCUUUUUAAGCAUAUUCUUUUAUUCAAUUUUACCUGAAAAAAUGACGAAUAUUCAAGCUUUUAAUUCUCUCAUUUUUACUUUAUUACUAUCUAUUGGAAAUAGUGACGCCUUCGUAAAACCACAGGAUACUGUCGUUGAGAGGGGUGUAGAUGUUGAACUUAAAUGUUCUGGUGAGAGUGCAAAAUCGGUUCAAUGGUGGAUAACUAAACUUCCAGGAUUUAGUUUUCCACAAUUGUUGUCCGAAGGAAAUAAAACUAAGGAGGAUGCUACAGAUUACAUGGAAAUUUCAGGAUUUUACAAUUUAAGAAUAAAAAAUAUCUCGUAUAUUGAUGGAAAUUUAUAUUAUUGCAAGUACCAAGCCACUGACCACCAAGCUUAUGUAACAGUACUGGAAAAAAUUGAUAUAUUACAAGAAGAUUUCAACAAAACCGAAAUGGGCAAAGCCGCUUGCAACAUAACGUUUGGUACCCUUAAAAAAGUGAUAUAG